Messenger RNA from Aspergillus campestris IBT 28561, 1792 nucleotides. RefSeq lists its product as uncharacterized. NCBI's taxonomy places the organism in Eukaryota, Fungi, Ascomycota, Eurotiomycetes, Eurotiales, Aspergillaceae. Bases 457 to 1455 code for a protein of 332 amino acids. The record is from RefSeq and is a predicted model, not a curated record. The transcript is spliced from 2 exons.
AAGACUGAUAGGCGUCGCGUCAAUUCAAAUCAAGGCCAGACGGCUGCAGUUUCUAUUUCUGGUUCGAAUUGUUGCCUUCCCUGAUCCCCUCCGACCGCCCGUUGCUGGGGACGUUGGAUUAGUUUCCAAGAAAAGACGUGCCUGCCUGCGAGAGUUACCCGAACCGGCCACCACAAACCCACCUUUCCCUGCGCAUUCCAUCGGCCGAUCUCUUUGGUCCACGAUCGAAACGAUAAUCGUUGUGCUGGGCGACUGAGCUUGCCACUGUGACAUAGUUACGCACUGCGGGGCUACGACAUCCCAACCGCGAUCGGUUUAUUACCUUACGCACUGGCAAUGAAAUUGCUGUCUGCUUUUGAGGCGUCUACACCGAGUGGUAUACUUUGUCGGCCGUCGAAAUAAAGCGAUUUGAAGUGUGUCGGUUCUGCUCGAGAGAGAUUUCUAUGAGUGUGUACGAUGCGGUCGGGCCUACAGAAACCUGUCGCAGUCCCGUUCCUUGCUCUUCUUGUCUUCUCGCUGUUCAGUUUGGUGCCGUCGUUAGCGAAAGAAUGGGAUCUGUAUAGUUUUCGUUUUGGAUAUUUGGGCUAUCGCCGUCCUGACGCCCACCGUCCGACAGAUGUUCCCCGCGUCAGCGAUGCCUUGGUCGAUGUGCAACCGUUGUUGCGGACGGAUAAUGGACAGAGCAAGUCUUAUUUAGAGCGCGCGGAUCAGCCGCUGUUGGACCGCAAGUCGCGACCUCGACGGACGACGUUGGACUCGUUGGCUGAGAAUCUGAUUGAAACCGCACCCGUUCUCGAUGGUCCGAUAACGCGUCCCGUUGAGCAACCGUCGAGUCUCGUGCGGGGCGUCCGCGCGUUCAGAUCUCUUGUUUAUAAACAAGUCGAUGAACAAAUUCCUAUUCCUCAACCGUCCUUGCUCGACAGCUCCGGCAAGACAGACCCCGCGCCCUAUACACCGACUGUCGAUUUACCUGUUACUCCAGCGACGCCUGCCGUGGUGGGAUCUUUUGAAAAAGGCUACACGCGCGGGCUUACGCAUGAAAUCAACCUCACCGAAUCGAGAUUCUCCUUCCCCUUCAACGCAACAUGGCAGCGGGCCUGCUAUCUUGUCCACCACCUUCAAACCUUUUUCGCAUCACCCGAACUCCUUAAUAAAAAGCCUCCUACCUCUUAUCCAACGACGUCACACCCAAAGGAGCAUGUUCCUGCUCAAUUUCCUUCCCACGAUUAUGUCUUGUCAGAAGGGAAUUGCUCGCAAGCAUCUCCGGCAAAAGUCCACAAUAUCGUUCUGCCAGAAACGAUACCCCAUGUCAAUCUCACAGCCAAACCUGCGCACAUCCCAGAGCGAGCCGCAGCAGAGGCCCAGGCUGCAACGCUUGAUCGAGAUCCAGAAAGAUUGCGCGGCAGUUGCAUGGCGAUUGUGAUUAGCAUUGUCGUGGGUGUUGUGUGGUUUUGACAGCACUCACUACAGAACCUCCCUUCACUUUCCUCCUUCAUGAUUGAUGCUUAUUUAUGCCCUGCACCACUGGUGCUUAUUGCUGUGUACAUUCUUCUAUAUCCCUCCCACUCCUUUCCCUGUCGUCAUAUGUCAGAGCGACCGAUGACCCGGGGAGAUCUUCUUGUCGUCCGUUUUCUUACACGCAAAUAUUGGGCUCCACUUUAAUGUUUUACGAACCUCGUUACUGGACAUACAUAAUCCGAGAGGGCUCCGUGUGGAGUCUGGGGGAUUGUUCCAGGUACAAUGUAUCGGAUCCUUGGGAUCUAACCUGAGUGGCUGUGUAUAGUGUCAUUGG